UUAUUCGCUAAACGACUUUUCAACUUCAAGACCAAGGAAAACUAGAAAUAAUUUCAUAUUUUUAUUUUUUUGUACUUCAGCAAGUCGAAAACGAAUGAAACACGACAUAUUUAAUUAGAACACACAUUUUCAUAGGUGUACCGUACAAGUGAGUCAUGUCUACUGAUGAUGGUGGAGAUGAGCCAAGUGGAAGAAUGGGUCGGGUUCGAAAGAAGUCUGCAAAGGUUUUAGAAAUGGAGGAGUUUGAAGAAGCUGAGAAAAAGCAUUUCACAAAGAAAGGGGUGACUGAGAGUCCAAAAGUGGCCAAGGCUGGGACUACCCCACCUCCAGAGUCAAGUCCUAUGAACCCUAAAAAAAUUAAAAUCCGAGAGAUUGAAGAUUCAACUGAUACUACCCCUUUACCACCUGAGGCACCAGCACAACCAGUGGUAAAGAAAGUGCAUCUAGCUCCAAGUGCUACACUGCCCAUCUCACCCACUGGAACACCACCUCAAGGCAUACCUGUGGGAACAGCUAUAAGCAUGCCCAAAAAGAUCUCACAGUCCAAGACAGCAGCAUCAGCAGCUCCUGUGUUGUCGCCACCCAAGAACAUGCCAACAUCUCCCAUCAUAGUACAGACAUCUCCACAAGCAGGAUCCUCUCCACAGGGUACAACCUCUCCCCAGGGAAGUGUUAUCAAGCUGCUGCUCAGUUCCCCAGCUGUUCCAACUGCCCCUUCUGUCAGCACCAAAGCUGUUACCAAAACCUCCCCACAGAUGGAGCUAUCAGCAUCAUCUGAUACUCCUAGCAAGAAAAAAUCUAAAAUUAUUGUAAAAGCAGGACAUGAUCCUGCAGAAGAUCACCUAAAGUCAGCCCAAGAUGCGGAUUCUGAUCAGAGGAAGACAUCCCUGCCUCCGGGUGCCAGUUCUCCGCCACAAGCUAAAGUUAUUUCUGUUGCAGCUGACAAGAAGGAGGGUUUAAAAAUGAAGUUAAUUUUGUCAGGGAAGGGCAAGAUGACAUCUCCCCCAUCACUGUUCACUCCAAAGACUGUCAAGUCAUUUGGUGCUGCUCUCGAGUCGGUCGAUGAAAUGGCAGGUGUGCAUCCAGUGAAGAAAGUUAAGAAGAAGAAACCAGCAAAAAGUGAACAGUCUGUGAUUGAAGCAAUGCCAAACCUGGCUGCUCUAGUUACUUCAGGUGUUCCAGAGAAGGAGGCUUCUCCAAAGAAAAAGAUGAAAUCUGCUAAACAGGCAAACACCAUGUUGAAUGCAAGUGAGAAUGCUGCCAGCUCCAGUGUUGCUAUGGACAUUUCUAUAGAGGCUGAGGAAGAGCCUAACCUCGUUAUAGCCGAUGAACCAAAAAUACCUAAGAAACGUGGUCUGCUUACUUCUAUUAGUCGACCAAAGAAAAAACAGAAAUUAAUUCCUAAAAUGGACUUGCCAGAUGUUCCCAGGCCAGAUGGUGACAUUGCUGCUCUUGCAGCAAAUGUUAAGCACACUAUUGCCAAAAAACUAAAAAAGAAGAAAAUGACUGAUGAGCAAGGAGAAUCGGUAAAUUUCGAUCCCAAUGGUGAUCCCAAUAAAGCUAAGUCCAGGAAACGUAAAAGACCCCCAACAGCUUACACUCUGUACUGUAAUGCUAAUCGAAAUAAGCUUGUAGCAGACAAUCCAGGAAUAGAUUUUGCUCAAAUUAGCAGACGUCUAGGUGAGAUGUGGCAGCUUCUAUCCAAAAAGGAAAAAAUGUCCUGGAAGAGGAAAGCUAAGAAGUUGGCAGGGAAAGGUUCCACACUGAUCAGUACAGGCAAGACUAACAAACUGACUUCACAAAAGAUAUCUAUUAAGGCUAUCCCAUCUAGUUCGACAGUUGCUGUUGCUAAACCUGCACCUCAAAUCAUUCACAAGCCUGGAAUCAAAGUUAGCCCGGAGCCACCAUUUAGCCCUGUCAAGGGUCUUGGUAUCGACCCGAUUGAUGUGGCUGCUCAUCUUAAACUUCUUGGUGAUUCACUCAGCCUUAUUGGUACCAGACUGCGAGAACACAAGGGCUUGAUCGCUGUUCAGGGAAGUAUGUCAGUUUUACUUGACUCCUUAUUGUGUUCCUUUGCCCCACUGCUGUGUCUGACAGCUCAGCUUCCAGAGACCAAUGGAUGUUCAACUGAGAUCCAUGCAAACACACUGGACAACAUCGCCUAUGUGAUGCCAGGCUUGUGAGAAGAUACUCAGCUUCUGUGAGGACAGUGUUUAAAAAAAACCUAUCAGAGAGAUGAUGUUAAAAACAAUAGUCUGUACUGAUGGAAUUCGAACCUACUGCAUCGAUUCAUAUGGCUGCUAUAAUGGCAUAUGACAGUCCAUGAUGAUAUAUCAUAGCCAACUUCUGUCAGAACCCACCUGAGCGAUGACACAGUAUACUCGGCUUCUGUCAGAACCCACCUGAGAGAUGACACAGUAUACUCAGCUUCUGUCAGAACCCACCUGAGCGAUGACACAGUAUACUCAGCUUCUGUCAGAAACCACCUGAGAGAUGACACGGUAUACUCAGCUUCAGUCAGGAACCACAUGAGAGAUGACACGGUAUACUCAGCUUCUGUCAGGAACCACAUGAGAGAUGACACAGUAUACUCAGCUUCUGUCAGAAACCACCUGAGAGAUGACACGGUAUACUCAGCUUCAGUCAGGAACCACAUGAGAGAUGACACGGUAUACUCAGCUUCAGUCAGGAACCACAUGAGAGAUGACACAGUAUACUCAGCUUCUGUCAGGAACCACAUGAGAGAUGACACGGUAUACUCAGCUUCUGUCAGGAACCACAUGAGAGAUGACACGGUAUACUCAGCUUCUGAAAAAAUUAACAGCAGUAAAGGGAUGAUCUCUGUAUUGAUUUGCACUGCGGUAUAUAUUGCUACAGAAUGAAGUAGGAGUGGCUGGAAGACACUUAGGACUGAAUGAUUCCAUUUCUGUGAUGUCUCUGUGGUACAACUUCAUUUUAUUACUAGUGUAUUAUCAGUGAUAUUGCUUAUAUCAGUCCUUAAGGUUUUUUGUGAUGUAAAAAUCCUUCAUGUGUUAAACAGCACUGCUACAAUGAAUAUUAAUGCUAAGUAAAAUCUGUCACAGUACCUGGUUGUGAUUAUUGCCAUGAAGAGAAACGUUUGGUAAAACCGAAUAUGGACUGGUUGCUGGUCAUAUCUGCAAGUGUGUUUUAUAGGAGGUGUAAUCUCUAGAAUAGAGUAUAGUGUUAGUAGUAAAAUAUAUGUAAGUCAUACAAAAGCAUAUUCCAACAGAGAAUGAUUGUAAUGUCUUUUAAUGCCUUUCUGAGAGAAAACAACCUUUCGUUUGUGUACUUAUUUGCAGAAUAUUCUAUUCUCACAAAAAUAUGCACCAGGUUCAUGUUUGGAUGCUAAUGGUAUUUAUCCUAUAAUGCAUGAUGCUUUUGUUUGGAUCCUCCUGUUUGUGCUUUUGUAAAGUUUUCUGGAGGCAUCGCCAUCCAAUUUUCACAGAUAGAUAGCUAAUAACAUUCCUUUAUCAUACACAAAAUGUUGCAACAGCACAUAUACUGAAAGGCAUAAAUAACACAAUAGGUAUUUCGCUGAUAUUUUCUUAUAGAAACUUUAUUUCAAAAAGGUUGCAAACAAAUGACAUAUUGGUUACAACUGUAACUGAAAGAAGAUAUUGUUCAAAUUGGGAAUUUUAAAUAAUAAAAUGUGGUUUUAAACAAAAAAACACAGCUUGUUUUUUUGGCAAAAAACAAAGCAAUUUUUUAACAUUACUUGCCGUGCAAUAUUAAAAAGAUACAGAAAACACAAAACAUUGUUGCUUUUAUAGGGAGAUGAGAGCAGGCAAUGCACAUGCAAUAAGAUUUUCAUAUGCAAUUCUGUGUUGUUACAAUAAACAGCCAAGUUAAGCUUUUUGCUGAAAACUCAUUUUAUUCAAUUGUUUUCUGAUUUGAACAAAAUCCUCUUUCACUUACAGUUGUUACCAAUAUGUCAUUUGUCCGCAUACCCAAUAUAUAUGAUUUGACAAUUCUAUAAGAAAAUAUUCAGUGAAAUACUCAUUGCAUUAUUUAUGCCUCUCAGUAUAAAAACUGUAUACUUGACCAGUUAAGAUAUUUGUACUGGUAGAAAGGAAUAAUACUAUUAAUAGAUUGUUUUCAAUACAACAAAGCAGGGAACAUUCUGUUUUUGAAAUUGUGAUUAGUGACAGUUGCUAUCAAUUUGAAAAUUGAUUAGCAACUACUAUUUCACAUUUUAACAUUGUGUAUCAAUCAAUGAAAUCAUGAGGUGAUACUGAACAAAAUGUUCCUUGACAAGAAUGUUUAAAAGUAAUAAAUAGGAAUAAUUUAAAAAAAAUUAAAAUCCCUGCAUUCUCAUCAUAAUCAUUGUUGUUGUUUUGUUUUGUUGUCAUCUUAUACUUGUUAGAGACUGUUUGUUUAAACAAACCAGUCACAGGCUAUUAAAAGUGAAUACAUAUG
Messenger RNA from Gigantopelta aegis, 4437 nucleotides. RefSeq names its product HMG domain-containing protein 4-like. Lineage: Eukaryota; Metazoa; Mollusca; Gastropoda; Neomphalida; Peltospiridae. The coding region runs from base 156 to 2183 and encodes 675 amino acids. The transcript has 9 exons. The record is from RefSeq and is a predicted model, not a curated record.